This is a messenger RNA of Andrographis paniculata, 1421 nucleotides long. RefSeq lists its product as uncharacterized. The coding region runs from base 310 to 1254 and encodes 314 amino acids. NCBI's taxonomy places the organism in Eukaryota, Viridiplantae, Streptophyta, Magnoliopsida, Lamiales, Acanthaceae. Gene Ontology annotation, cellular component: membrane. The record is from RefSeq and is a predicted model, not a curated record. The transcript is spliced from 9 exons.
GUGGUCGAAUCGAAAACCCUAGAUUUAGUGUCAGCCGCUGAACGUGUCUAAUUAGUGGCCCUUCUUUGCCUUCUCUCUGGACUCUGGAGUCUUCCAACUCAGACCAUAUCCAUAUGCGCAUUGGUCCCAUCCAGAAAGCAGCCCACAAUCGAUACAUAUUCUUGAAUUUAAACUUCUGUACUGGGAUUCCCCUUUUCCUGAUACUCCGUUACAACACCACAAUAUCAGGUACUACACUUCCCAACAUGAUUAUCCACUGAUUCACUGUUUCUAAGCGAUUUCAGGAUUGCUUGAAGUUGAAGACCUGCCAUGGCAGUCGACACGACAGCUCCAAGUUAUUGGUUCAACUGGAGGUUCUUACUCUGUGCAAUAUGGAUCUUAGGAGCUAUAUUUGUCUCAGUGUAUCUGAUAUGGAAAUAUGAAUGGGGUAACAAAUCCAAACACCAAACGAGCGGGAAUCAAAAAGAUUCAUCGCCAUGCCUGUAUCAUGGAGAAGCUUGGUCCACCUGUUCGAAAUCAAUCCAUCCCAUUUGGCUUCUUGCUUACAGAAUGAUUUCUUUCUGCGCCAUGCUUGCGUUUAUUCUUGCUGAUACUAUCGUCCACAGCCCUGGAAUCUUUUUCUUUUACACUCAGUGGACAUUUACAAUUGUCACCAUCUAUUUUGCGCUAGCGUCUACACUCUCGAUUUACGGCUGUCUGCAAAAUUGUCAUUCAGAAAGGGAUUACAGUGCCGGCACAGAUGCAGAGCAAGGCUCAAUAGGUGGAGACGUUCAAAAUGUUGCUAGCAUGAGCACAAGCUUGAAUCUUAAGGAUGCCAAAAAAUGUAGUGCUUUAGUAUUUUGGGGAAAUGCCUUACAAAUACUUUUUCAGGUCUGUGGUGGAGCUGUUGUGCUUACUGAUUCUGUCUUCUGGCUCAUAUUAUAUCCAUUUUUCUCUGGAAAGAAUACCAAGUUGCAAUUCCUCGCUGCUAGCAUGCAUUCUUUCAAUGCAGUUUUUCUCAUUGGAGACACUAUGUUGAACAAUCUGAAAUUCCCGUUCUUUCGGAUAGCUUACUUUGUAUUGUGGACAAGCACAUUUGUUGUCUUCCAAUGGAUCUUCCAUGCUUUUGUUUCUGUGAAGUGGCCUUAUCCUUUCCUUGAUUUGUCGUCUCCAUAUGCUCCCAUAUGGUAUUUAGGCGUGGGGCUGCUGCAUCUGCCAUGUUAUGGGAUCUUUGCUCUUAUAUUCAAGACGAAACAGUGUUGCUUCUCUAGAUGACCUGGAAUAAGGUUCUUGGCAACAUCAGGGAGUCGGUAAUUAAUUGGGCCAAAUUGUGACAUAUUUUUGCUUUAGUUGACACAUGAAUAUUGUUUUUGUAGUGUGGAUGAGGACUCGACUGGUUGUUCACAAUUAAUUAUUGGUUUCACAAUUUUCUUUUAUACCCA